CUCGCUGCUGAAAAGCCUGCUGGAUCUUCUAGUGACCUGCUGUUCUUUCCUGCUUUCCUGUGUUUUUUUCCCUUCAGAUUUAGAUUAAAAACAAAGCUCUCUCUCUCACUGUUUUUUCUCCCUCUUCUUUUUCUUUUCUAUUCCAACUGACAAGCCAACCCUUCAGUUUCGGGUUCUGUGCUCUCCUAUAAGAAGAAGAGGGGAGUUACUGUAGAUUGUUGGUGUAUUUGGAUGGAGGAGUGUAGUGUUUGUAUCUUGUUGGUGAAGGAACAGGGAAGGGGGGGUACUUAGGUGUAACGCUCGAGUUUCACUGCCAUGUCAGUGCGCGUGGACUCUAACUGAUCACAGAGCGAGAGAGUCAGAGGGAAACGAGAGUGUGACUUUGGUUACACCGAGGAGACGGAAAGAAGGAAAAGGAGUUCGGGGAUCCGUUUUACCGUGAGACUUGUAGGAUGCACUGACGGACUGAGCUCUCCCAGCUGUGUCGACAGGUUCCCGUGUUGGAAAGACAGAGAGGAACAGAAAGAAGAGAAAAAAGCAGGACUGGGCAAGAGUGAGGACUACUCUUUCCAGCCUUGCCUGAGCCCAGACCAGAGCAGGGGGAGAGAUCUGGACUAAGCUGUGUUCCUGGUUGAGGGUAGAGGAGUGGAGGGCCAGGGGACGGGCUCUGACCUGGCCAUCAAACAGACCGUGAGCAUCUCCUCUCCUGGGACCAUGUACCCUCAGGGCAGGCAUCCGGUCCCUAUUCAGCCUGGCCAGUCUUUCAAGUUCACAGUCCUGGAGACCCUGGACCGCAUCAAGGAGGAGUUCCAGUUCCUCCAGGCUCAGUACCACAGCCUGAAACUGGAGUGUGAGAAGCUGGCCAGUGAGAAGACAGAGAUGCAGAGGACAACCUGGUUGUGGAUGUCUCUAACGAGGAGCCCACAUCCCCCGUGGGUAGCCCCCAUCACUCCCCCCACGGGAACGGUCUGGACCGGGCCCCCACCCUGAGGAAGGAGUUACCAGGGUCCCCCAGGAGCCCCGGGGAGGCCCCUUCCCCCCAACCACCACACAGCCCCACCCCAGGCAAGGCCAAGGACCCAGCACAGAUGGAGAAGUCUGGGUCGCCGUUGUCUAAGUCGAGCACCCCGUCCCCCUCUCACCGUGAGGCCCUUACCCCCGGCCCCGCCGGCCCCAGUACGUCCUGCCUCCGUCUGCUCAGCAAGGCUGCCUCCUCCGCUGACCCCCUGGCUCUCCGCAGUCCCCUGUCUGUGCCCCCCGGUUCAUACCCAGCUCACUUUGGGGUGGUGUCCCACGCAGGCCUCAACGGGGAGCUGGCUAGUCCCGGGGGCUUCGGGGCUGCCCUGACCCUCUCGCCCCAGAUCAGCACCGCCGCCAGCGUCUACACCCGCAGCCCCUUGUCUCUCCAGAUGGCGUAUGAGUCUCGGUCCCACCUCAGGGCCCCAGGGCUGUCCUCCUCACUGCCUGGUGGAUCCUCCGGGGGAAAACCUGCUUACUCUUUCCACGUCAGUGCGGAUGGACAGAUGCAACCGGUUCCUUUCCCUCCGGAUGCCCUGCUGGGCCCGGGCAUCCCACGACAUGCCCGUCAGAUCCACACUCUGAACCACGGAGAGGUGGUGUGUGCCGUCACCAUCAGCACCUCCACACGUCACGUCUACACCGGCGGCAAGGGCUGUGUCAAGGUGUGGGACAUCAGCCAGCCUGGCAGCAAGAGUGCCAUGGCCCAGCUCGACUGUCUGAACAGGGAUAACUACAUCCGCUCAUGUAAGAUUCUUCCUGAUGGGCGGACCCUCAUUGUUGGAGGCGAGGCCAGCACGUUGUCAAUCUGGGACUUGGCCACACCUACUCCCCGCAUCAAGGCGGAGUUGACGUCUUCUGCCCCGGCCUGCUACGCUCUGGCCAUCUCCCCCGACAACAAGGUCUGCUUCUCCUGCUGCAGUGACGGCAACAUCGUAGUCUGGGACCUGCACAACCAGACCCUGGUCAGGCAGUUCCAGGGUCACACUGACGGGGCCAGCUGUAUUGACAUCUCCAACGAUGGGACCAAACUGUGGACGGGGGGGCUGGACAACACAGUACGCUGCUGGGACCUGAGAGAGGGACGGCAGCUGCAGCAGCAUGACUUCACCUCACAGAUCUUCUCUCUGGGCUACUGUCCUACAGGAGAGUGGCUGGCAGUGGGCAUGGAGAGCAGUAAUGUAGAAGUGCUGCACGUCUCCAAACCAGACAAGUACCAGCUGCACCUCCACGAGAGCUGUGUGCUCUCACUCAAGUUCGCCUCCUGUGGGAAGUGGUUUGUGAGUACAGGGAAGGACAAUCUGCUGAAUGCGUGGAGGACGCCAUAUGGAGCCAGUAUUUUCCAGUCCAAGGAGUCCUCAUCGGUCCUGAGUUGUGACGUGUCACCAGAUGAUAAGUACAUAGUGACCGGUUCUGGAGACAAGAAGGCCACCGUGUAUGAGGUGGUCUACUGAGAACAGGAAAUAAGGGGGGUGAGGGAUUUUCAGAGGGGUGGGGGGGCUUGGCUGGGUGGGGUGUAGGGGGGACCUACUCAAGACCUACAGCAGGGCAGGUGGGGGCAACCAUGGUUCUUUUGUACAGAAGCAAUGCUUUCUGGCUCCAGCUCCCAAAGGACCCUACUACAACAGCCCCCCCCCCCCCCCCCCCCCAAUGUCAGUUAGCUGCUCAUCCCUGCACCCAUUUAAGCCUGAGGAUGAGGCAGGAUAGAAAGAGAGAGCAAGAGAAGGAAAGGCAGAGAGAUAAAGAGCAAGGUAGAGGGAGCGUGAGAGGGCUACAGAUAACGAGAGAAGGAAGGAAGGGGGGAGAGGAGGAGGGUAAUUAGUGCCGUUUCCUGAUUAAGAGCUCAGCGGAAGGGAAACCCCAGAGGAGCGUGCCACUCUGGGAGCUGCAGCGAGGAGCACAGAUACCAGACAAUCGAUUCAUUAGUCAGACAGUGGAACCCUUAAUGAGGCCAACGCCGCGCCACAGCUCCCCAGCCAGGGGUGUCAGGAGCGGCAAGCUAGCACCCUGAGCCGGCUUGGACUGGGCCGUGCUGGAGCUCUGCCCCAGAGAUAUACCCAAAACACAGAGAUAAACACUCACACAGCCUCGUACCCAAUUAAGUAUUCAUAGUAGCGCUCCCCGUCUCACUCCCCUAAUAUCUAUUUUAUUUUUGUCUCACAAAAGCAGCGCUUAAUGAGCAGAGUCAAUCUGAGUCUCAGUGGGCCCCUGUGCCACAAACACUGAACAGACGAGAGCAACACUGCGCUGUUCAUCUUAAUACUUACCAAUAGAUUGUUCUCCUGAGACUGCUCACUGCUUAAUGCUCAUUUAACUUCCCUGUAUUAUACGACAUGCUCCAAUGUGUGGCAAAUAAGGAAAUUAUAUUAUGUAUAUUGCAAAACCCUGCUUCGAUAGAACGUCACAAUCUUAAUGUGUAAAAAAAAAAUGUCUAAGUCAUGCUUUUAAGCUACUUUUAAGUCAUUUUGUUGCAGUAGUGGUUGCUUUGUUUUAAGAGGCUAUGGUUGCCUACGCCUGUACUCUGGCCUUUGAGAGCAAGACGGAUACACACACUCCAUGACCUAGUGGAAAAUAUAUUUGUCUUUUUAUUUUUUAAUCUGAUGUCCUUCUCCUCGGUGAUGGUGAUUGGCAGUGGACUCCACUACCCUUUCACAACAACACAAGGGCCCUGAAACUGGCCCUCCAUUUUGGGGAAGGCUUCUUCUGAUUCCUGUUUUUGUUCCUGUUUCAAGCAGAAGUGAUAACUGUACUUUAGUAUGUUUUCAGUCAGUGUGUAAUGCAAUUUCAAUGUUUGUUAAGUCUGUCAGUAUAGAGCAGCAGGUGUUGGGUCGUUUUGUGGGCAUGUUUGGGGAAAGGUGGAGACAGUGGGAAGUGUACAGUAUAAGAUGCCUGCCUCCCCACCUCACUGCCUGUCAGCCAUAGACAGGCUCCCUCUCCGCUCACUGUCAAUAAAACCAUAUCCGCUGCCUGUGCUUUCGCUGUUCCUACAGUGAAUUACUUAAGUUUUAAAGUUGUUCUCUUUUUAAAGCGAAGGAACUUUUAAAUGCUCUGUGUUUUCCUUCCUGACGCAUUUUCAAUGUUGUUGUAAAAGAAAUGAGAAAAAAAAUUAAAAAGUUGUGUUAAUCUUUUAA
Messenger RNA from Salvelinus sp. IW2-2015, 4148 nucleotides. Lineage: Eukaryota; Metazoa; Chordata; Actinopteri; Salmoniformes; Salmonidae. The record is from RefSeq and is a predicted model, not a curated record.